UUGUGAGCAAACGUUACUUAUUUCGCAGUCAUCAUUGUUGUUCUUUUUUUUAGCGUGGCGGCGACUGACUUCUAGUAAGUUCUACUCUCAUAAUAGGUCCCGAAAUCAUGUCAGAGCAGGAAGCAGUCCAGGAAACAAACGAUGAGGCAACAGCUUGCAAAAGAUGCGCUGUUGAGCUCGGCUAUUGGAAGGACGGCUUUGUACAGCAAUACAUGAGAUCAGCAGAGCGCAGAGCUCCCGAAAUAAACAGAGGGUAUUACGUACGUGUGCAGGGCUGCUAUUCGAUCGUGAAGAAGUUCCUAGCCCAGACUGGCGGUGAAUGUCAGAUUGUCUCGCUCGGAUCCGGCUUUGACACGCUCUACUGGAGACUUCACGAGGAGAAUGACUUGCCGAAGUGCCUGUACGAGUUUGACUUCAAGCAAGUGGUCGCAAGAAAAUCGUUGUCCAUAAAGAACAAGCGGAAGCUCAACGAGGCUCUGAUCGAUGGAAGCAUCAGUGGCAAUGGAGUUAAGUCGUCUCGGUAUCAUUUGAUGGCAUGCGAUAUCCGUGAUACGGACAGUAUGCACGAGAAUCUGCUGAAGGCCGGUGUUGACUUGAAUCUCCCGACGCUGUUCCUUGCCGAAUGCGUGCUUGUCUACCUAGCACCAGAGGAAUCUAGAGGCAUUUUGCGCUGGGCCUCUAAGUCGUUUCUGUCUGCAUUCUUUCUCAACUAUGAACCCGUGAAUUUAGCUGAUCGCUUCGGAGACGUUAUGCGCACCAAUUUGAAGUCACGAGGAUGCCCAUUGCUCGGCGCACUGACAUGCAAGACUGUUGACGAUCAGAAAUCUCGUUUCUUGGAGUGUGGUUGGGCGCAUUGCGAAUGUCUGACUAUGACUGAUGUACAUCGAUACCUGCCUGCGGAUGAUGUGAAAAGGAUGGAAAGGUUGGAGUUUUUGGACGAGACAGAAACGCUUCAUCAGCUCAUGGACCACUACUGCUUCAGUUGGGCAACGAAUGACCCCACGAAUAUUGGUCUGGCGGAUAUUGGAUUUCUAGGACCCCGGCGUUGAGUGCAGCGUUCUGGUUUGGCUCUAAGUGCACUCCACCGCCGUAUGUGGCAGUUUCAGUUCACCCACGUAUCCAUCAUGGCUUCUCACCAGCUCAUGUGUGUUCACACGUGCACACAUACACACAGAUGAAGAUGGUCAUUUCUAUCUCCUCGGCUACGCUUGAGGACCAUGCUACUCGGAGCAUGCUGCUGUGCCUGGAUGUCCCUGGCAACUGUAAUGCCCAUUCUAGGGUUUUGUAAUGCAGUUUUCACAACACCACGGUAACCAUCAGGCAUCCUCUACCAGAGCUCAUGCAGACACUGUGUCUGCUCUGUGCCUACUCACCAGCCAGAAAUCAGACUUGCACCUAGGCAAUGUUCGUUCUGUUCCGACCAACUCGUAUCAUUUGAUAUAACGUCACUGCUAUGUUUUCAAGUAAACCAACUGCUCGACCGCAGUAAUCAGGACAUUGACUCUACAAUUAUCAUCCUCAUCGCCGCGUGUUUUCAACAGCACAAUGUUGACACCGUCUUAGCGCCACGUCUACUAUGCAUCACCAGGAAUGGUCCAGGUCAGGUUGCUUUGACCAGCUCGUGAUGAUUUGGCAGGAAUGGUCCAGGAUGCAUUGCGGUACUCGUGCCCCGCUUUCGCUCGCAAAGUUGUGAAUCUCUGGGGGCUUUGAGUGCCUGCAUCAACCAUUGUCCUUGUCUGGAGAAUCUUGAUGGCACGACGUUGCACAGACCUUUCUCCAAAGCUACGUGUGUUCGCGGUCCCUGCACUGCAACAGGCGGGCUACAGUUGGGAUCUGGUACUGCUUCUUCUAACGUUGUGGCGACAGCAUGACUAGCGACUGCCUGUGCUUGUUCGGUCACCUGUCGUUCAUCCCACUGUGCGGUCUUUGUGCUAAUUUAUUUCCUAGGAGAGGGGCGUGUAAAAGCACAGGUGCUCGUUCUUCCUUUGAUACUGCUAUACCCAUGUGCUGCCGCUGCUGCUGCUGCUGCUAUCCUCUGACAGAGAUCAGGGUUAAAUUGGGGCACAGCGUCCCUCGUAUAUCUUGUUCUUUUGUCUUUUAAAUAGCCUUGCUCCACCAAAAAUACGAACAACUUUCUCAACUUGAAAAAGUCUACAAAUUUCUUCUUUUGCAACUACUUCCAGCAUGUUUUAACUUAUUUUCUUCGGUGCUGGAGUGAUGUCUUGAACAGGAAGAGCAAAGUAAUGCUGAAUAUCUGCAGUGAAAAUUGAUUCUUUGAUUCCCCUGGGAGUGGAACUAAUACUGUAACUUGA
Molecule: messenger RNA, 2312 nt
Organism: Sycon ciliatum
Lineage: Eukaryota; Metazoa; Porifera; Calcarea; Leucosolenida; Sycettidae
Product: leucine carboxyl methyltransferase 1-like
Exons: 12
Coding region: 108-1049 (313 amino acids)
Biological process (GO): C-terminal protein methylation
Cellular component (GO): cytosol
Molecular function (GO): protein C-terminal leucine carboxyl O-methyltransferase activity
Source: RefSeq, a predicted model, not a curated record